Molecule: messenger RNA, 108 nt
Organism: Cygnus atratus (black swan)
Lineage: Eukaryota; Metazoa; Chordata; Aves; Anseriformes; Anatidae
Gene: STRIT1
Product: small transmembrane regulator of ion transport 1
Exons: 2
Coding region: 1-108 (35 amino acids)
Biological process (GO): regulation of ATPase-coupled calcium transmembrane transporter activity; regulation of slow-twitch skeletal muscle fiber contraction
Source: RefSeq, a predicted model, not a curated record
AUGGCUUUCUCUUCCGGAACAACUUUUUCCCGUCUCGUUGUACCUAUUCUCCUUGCAGUUGGCUGGAUCGUGGGUUGUGCCCUAAUGGUUUACAUCGUCUUCUCCUGA